AUGUUCUCCAAAUUCAUUAGUGUCGCAUUCAUCCUCGCUGCAACUUUGGCACCUUCCAGCGCCGUGGUCUUCCCUCGUGACCCUCAGGCUGGUACUCUAACUCCCACUAUCACGCCCACCACUAUGUCCACGCCCACCACUACGUCGUUGUCUUCCACCACACCCACCACAUCCUCCAAGCCUGUCACGCCUACCACCUCCACUACACCUACUUCCACACCUACCACUUCUAUCACACCUCCGCCCUCUACCACGUCUUCGCAUCCCACUACCAUUGUUACGCCUCCCGCUACCAUUCCGUCCUCUAUCCCGAUCACGCCUACUACCUCGUCAACGCCCACGACGUCUGUGAACCCUGCUGCUCAGCCCAGCAAGGCGUCCUCUCCAUCCGUGCUGUCAGUGACGUGUAAUGGCAUCCAGCCAUGGCAGGUUAAUCUUGCAUAUAGCGCAGGCGCUCAGGUUAUCUUCAACAACCAGCUGUGGACCGCCAAUCAGUGGAGUUAUAACAACAACCCUCAGUCUGCCGCCGCCGCGUGGACUCUGAACGGGUUCUGCACCCAACCGAUUAGCAACAAAGUCGAUUGCACCGGAAUUCCUGGUUGGGUCAAGUCCACCGCCUACAAUGGGGGUUCCAAAGUAACCUUCAAUGGUCAACUCUGGAUUGCCACGCAGUGGACCGAGAGUAACAGCCCUGGCGAUGCUUCCGGAACUUGGAAGGAUUUGGGUGUUUGUAACUAA
Messenger RNA from Suillus fuscotomentosus, 738 nucleotides. RefSeq lists its product as uncharacterized. The transcript has 2 exons. Gene Ontology annotation, biological process: carbohydrate metabolic process. The record is from RefSeq and is a predicted model, not a curated record. Bases 1 to 738 code for a protein of 245 amino acids. NCBI's taxonomy places the organism in Eukaryota, Fungi, Basidiomycota, Agaricomycetes, Boletales, Suillaceae. Gene Ontology annotation, molecular function: hydrolase activity, hydrolyzing O-glycosyl compounds; carbohydrate binding. Gene Ontology annotation, cellular component: extracellular region.